CAACACCGCCUUCCAUUAGUCACAGCACGGGGUGAGGGUAUUUUUGAAAUACAUCUAAUGUUGUUCUCUUUUCUUAUUUGUACUUUUCUAGCCUCUCCUCUCUGCCCAUCACGCUCGCGGGCUCGCAGCUCUUUUCUUCUCCAGUUCUUCUUGUUUCUUUUUUGCCUUCUUCCUAUUCACCCCCCCCCGGGGUAUAUUUUUUGGCCUUUUUACCAAUCCUAAAGUGUGUCGCGUACUGCUUGCUCUGGCUUGUGCCUUCCCUUUAUAUGCGUGAAAAAACAAAUUAAAAAAUCAGUAACCUUUUUUUUUUAAAAAAAGAAUUUGUUUGAAUCGCUUCCACUUUUAAUUGAGCAGUGUUCGUUCGGGUUUUGAUUGAGUUGCAGAUUUCCCCCCCCUCUUCCUGUUCUUCCUCUCUGGUUGCAGAUUUUUUUGUUCCUCUUUCUGUCCUUCCUCUCUAAGGGGAUAAUAUCGUCUCUUGCUGCGGAUUCGGUUGGGACUCAGUAUUUGUCAUGGAUUCUCCGUGCUGUUUCUGAGCAUUGUUGAAGGAUUAGUAGCUGAAUUGCUGGCUACUAAAUCUCUUCAUUUCAGUGGAUGUUUCUGGUUUUUAUGAAACAUGAGCCAAGAUAACGAAGAGAGAAGAAGAAAAGCAAUGGAGACCCUAUCUUUGCAAAUAGAUAAAUAUCCAAGGGAUCUGCUCCGAACAUUCAUGUCUAGGGACAAUACUCAACAAUCCGAAAGCCCAGAGCCUGAGAGUGGUUCGGAAGAGAUUGAGCUGAAUCUUGGCCUUUCGCUUGGUGGUCGAUUUGGUGUUGAUAAGCAUGCUAAGAAGUUAGGGCGAUCAUCGUCUAUCGUCGGAACAAUGCCUCUUGUGAGAGAGAACGAGUCCACAACCCCACCGACGCCGUCGUAUCCAGGCCUUUUGAGGACGUCUUCGCUCCCGACGGAGACGGAGGAGGAGUGGAGGAAGAGGAAGGAGUUGCAGAUGUUAAGGCGAAUGGAGGCGAAGAGAAGACGGUCUGAGAAGCAGAGGAGCUCUAGGAUGGAGAGAGACGGUGGCGAAGGACGGACUGAAAUGGAGGCCCCAAAGGGAAGUGAUUGGGCCUUUGGGCUGCCCAGCUGGGCUGCGGCAGCGUCAAGGCAAGUGGUUCUUAGUGAUGUGUUGGCCCAAGGAAAAGCCCAUGGGCCAUUGGGUGGGACUUCUGGCUUCAACGGGGGAAGCUCGUCGUCGGGAAUGACAGAAAUGGAAGGCAAACCAUCUCAAGGAUCAAGUAAUUGUGCCGAAGCAAGAAGCCCUGCCUGUAAUCAGAUGGUGCAGGAAAGAAGCAAUCAGGAUGCUGGGGGUUCCUCUGGGACAAAGUCAAAUGAGAAUAUGAUCAAAACACCCAGUGAGGUGGAGAACCCAUCAAGAAGACCUGGCCAAAACAGAGGUAGGGAAACUGGAUCAAAUGCAAUGGAAGACAUGCCUUGUGUUUUCACACAAGGGACUGGCCCUAAUGGGAAAAGAAUUGAGGGAAUAUUGUACAGAUAUGGUAGAGGUCAGGAAGUGAGAAUUAUGUGUGUAUGCCAUGGAAAUUUUCUCUCUCCAGCAGAGUUUGUGAAGCAUGCUGGUGGUGGUGAUGUUGCUCAUCCGCUUAGGCACAUAGUUGUAAACCCUUCCUCUACUCCCUAUUUGUAAUAUAUGAUAUAUUUAUUGAGUAAAUUAUUUCAAUCAGAUAGCGUCUUUUCUCGUGUCAA
Neltuma alba is the source of this 1734-nucleotide messenger RNA. RefSeq names its product ninja-family protein AFP2-like. Gene Ontology annotation, biological process: response to abscisic acid; negative regulation of DNA-templated transcription; signal transduction. Lineage: Eukaryota; Viridiplantae; Streptophyta; Magnoliopsida; Fabales; Fabaceae. The transcript is spliced from 2 exons. The coding region runs from base 614 to 1675 and encodes 353 amino acids. Gene Ontology annotation, cellular component: nucleus. The record is from RefSeq and is a predicted model, not a curated record.